AUGCAGUUACAGAACAUAUUACUGGCUAGCUCGCUAGUUUCUGGACUUUCACUCGCUACAGAUUCAUCGUCGACUACUGGUGGUGGUUACGCUCCAUCAAUGAUUUCUUGCCCCGAUGAUGAUACCUCUUUAGUUAGGAAUGCUUCCGGUUUAUCUACCGCCGAAACCGAUUGGUUAAAGAAAAGAGAUGCUUAUACCAAGGAAGCUUUACAUUCCUUCUUAAGCAGGGCUACUUCAAAUUUCAGCGACACUUCUUUGUUAUCCACUCUUUUCGGUAGUAACUCUUCCAAUGUCCCUAAGAUUGGUAUUGCAUGCUCUGGUGGUGGCUACCGUGCCAUGUUGGGUGGCGCCGGCAUGAUUGCUGCUAUGGACAAUCGUACCGACGGUGCUAACGAGCACGGUCUUGGUGGACUACUACAAAGCUCUACGUAUCUAUCGGGUUUGUCAGGCGGUAACUGGUUGACAGGUACUUUGGCGUGGAACAAUUGGACCUCUGUACAGGAAAUUGUAGAUCAUAUGAGUGAGAGCGAUUCCAUCUGGAAUAUCACGAAAUCUAUCGUAAAUCCAGGUGGCUCUAACUUGACCUACACAAUUGAAAGAUGGGAAUCUAUUGUACAAGAAGUGCAGGCCAAGUCCGACGCUGGCUUCAAUAUAUCUCUGUCGGAUUUAUGGGGCCGUGCACUCUCCUACAACUUCUUUCCAAGCUUACCAGAUGCUGGUGCUGCUUUGACUUGGUCUUCUUUGAGGGAUGUUGAUGUAUUCAAAAACGGUGAAAUGCCUUUACCAAUUACUGUUGCAGAUGGUAGAUACCCGGGCACCACUGUAAUAAAUUUGAAUGCCACUCUUUUCGAGUUCACUCCAUUCGAAAUGGGUUCUUGGGAUCCUUCUUUGAACGCCUUUACGGAUGUGAAGUAUCUAGGUACCAAUGUUACAAAUGGUAAACCAGUCAAUAAGGACCAGUGUGUUUCUGGUUACGAUAAUGCUGGAUUUGUGAUUGCUACCUCCGCCAGUUUAUUCAACGAAUUUUCCUUAGAAGCCACGACUUCAACCUAUUACAAAAUGAUUAAUACUUUUGCCAACAAGUACGUUAACAACCUGUCCCAAGAUGAUGAUGACAUCGCAAUCUACGCUCCAAAUCCAUUCAAAGACACAGAUUUUGUUGACCGUAAUUAUACUUCCAGUAUUGUUGAUGCCGAUGAUUUGUUCUUAGUUGAUGGUGGUGAAGAUGGUCAAAAUUUGCCUUUGGUUCCACUAAUCAAGAAGGAACGUGAUUUAGAUGUAGUGUUUGCUUUGGAUAUAUCCGACAAUACUGAUGAAUCAUGGCCAAGUGGUGUCUGCAUGACCAACACUUAUGAGCGUCAAUUUUCUAAGCAAGGUAAAGGAAUGGCUUUUCCAUAUGUCCCAGAUGUGAACACCUUCCUUAACUUGGGCCUAACUGAUAAACCAACGUUUUUCGGUUGUGAUGCAACAAAUUUAACGGACUUGGAGUAUAUUCCACCUUUAGUUGUAUAUAUUCCAAACACAAAACAUUCGUUCAAUGGUAAUCAGAGUACUUUGAAAAUGAACUACAAUGUUACUGAACGUCUUGGAAUGAUCAGAAAUGGUUUCGAAGCUGCUACAAUGGGCAACUUUACCGACGAUUCUAGCUUUUUAGGUUGUAUUGGUUGCGCCAUCAUUAGACGUAAGCAGCAAAGCUUAAACGCGACCUUGCCCUCUGAAUGUACUAAAUGUUUUACCGAUUACUGUUGGAAUGGUACAUUAAGUACUUCAGCUAGUCCUGAACUAUCCGGUAACAGUACAUAUCAAAGCGGUGCAAUUGCCUCUGCAAUCUCUGAGGCUACUGACGGUAUUCCAAUAACGGCUCUCCUAGGUUCAUCAAGUUCUGGAAACACUACAUCGAACUCGACUUCAUCAAAUGUUACCUCCAACUCAAAUUCUUCGUCGAAUACAACUUCAAACUUAAACUCUUCAUCCUCUUCAAUUUCUACUUCCGCAGCUCGUUCUUCUUCCUCGACGGCAAACAAAGCGAACGCUGCGGCUAUUUCCUAUGCGAACACUAAUACUCUGAUGAGUUUGUUAGGCGCCAUAACAGCAUUAUUUGGACUUAUUUAA
Molecule: messenger RNA, 2112 nt
Organism: Saccharomyces paradoxus
Lineage: Eukaryota; Fungi; Ascomycota; Saccharomycetes; Saccharomycetales; Saccharomycetaceae
Gene: PLB2
Product: lysophospholipase
Exons: 1
Coding region: 1-2112 (703 amino acids)
Biological process (GO): glycerophospholipid catabolic process
Cellular component (GO): cytosol; extracellular region; plasma membrane
Molecular function (GO): A2-type glycerophospholipase activity
Source: RefSeq, a predicted model, not a curated record